This is a messenger RNA of Striga asiatica, 858 nucleotides long. NCBI's taxonomy places the organism in Eukaryota, Viridiplantae, Streptophyta, Magnoliopsida, Lamiales, Orobanchaceae. The record is from the annotation of a GenBank genome assembly.
AUGUACAUUCCCUUCCACAACCUCCACGUCAUCACCACCACCACCACCCCCCAAACCCUCAUCCCGAACCCUCCUCAACCCCGCCAACACCUCCCCCAUCGACGGCCUCAUCUCCCUCUCUUGCUGCAAGCACCUAAACGCCAGCUCAGCCACCAACGUCACAACCCUCCUCACCCCACCAUCCGUCCCAAACCCGAGCCUCUCGUCCACCAGCUCAUCCAAAGCCCGGUUCUGAAUCUUGUUCACCGCCAUGCUCGCCAGGUUAAUAUCCUGACGGUGCCUGUUGGUGUCCACUGCCCACUGAUAGUACUCAGGGUCAACGUAUCCCGGAGUUCCUUGUGGGGCCGUGGAGACAUGUGUGACGUCGGUCGGGAAGAGACGGGAGAGGCCGAAAUCGGCCACUUUCACGUGGAAAUCCGAGUCGAGGAGGAUGUUGUUGGUUUUCACGUCGCGGUGGAUGAUGUCGGAUUUGUGGAGGUAGUCGAGGGCCUCGGCCGUCUCGACAGCGAUGUCGAGGCGGACGGGCAAAGGGACGGGAGUCGAGGCACGGUGGCCGUGGAGGUGGUCGGCGACUGUGCCGUUGGGGACGAACUCGUAGACGAGGAGGAGCUGGCGGCUGCGGUGGGAGGUGCAGCCGUAGAGGGAGACGAGGUUUUUGUGGCGGAGGCCUGUCAGGAUCUUGACCUCGUUCAUGAACUGCUCCACGCGCUUGAAAGAGGGAUUGUUUUACUUACCAUAAUACACGGUGCCGAAGCCACCAUCGCCGAGGACUCUAGAAGAAUGGAAAUUGUCGGUAGCCUCUUCGAGCUCGGCGUAAUCAAACACCUGGACGCCAUAGUACGUGCUGCCCCACUCUAG